UUAUAUAACAGGUACCCCUUGCAUAGGAUCCUUGUUUGAUAAAAAAGCCAAACACUAUUUUACGGUUUAAGAUUUUUGUGGAACUACCUUAUUUAAAGAAUUUGACAACCCGGUUUUGUUAAUUGACUAAAAUUUAAAAUGGAUAUUUAAUGAUAUAAUAGAACCGAGCCAAGAUUUUCUUCGGAAAACAAAUUUUCGCAAUGACGUAUGUUUUCAAUUAUUUAUACCAUAUAUGUGAAAAAACAAAUUUUCGUAUUGACGUAUGUUUUCAAUUAUUUAUACCAUAUAUGUGAAAAAUUAAUAUCCUCAGUUGGUACUAUAAAUGACUAUACCUUUUAAGUCACGGACUAAGCCUCUGUAUGAAUUCAAAUCAGGAUUGUCUUAAAACACAAAGCAGAUGAAAUUAAAAUAAUUAAUUCAAAGGAUAAAGUAAAUUAAGUUUUGGUUUGGAAACUGAGAGCCAUAAAAAGUAAUAAAAUACAUUUAUUUCAUUUUAAUGAUGUUUUUUCUGGUGCAUUGUAGAAUUUUUUUAAAUGUUUUUAGAGGUUUAUUUAAAUUUAUGUUAUAUUUGUAACCAUCAGUGUUCCAACAGUGAAUUUUCAUUUUACGAUUUUCGCUGGUACGGAUCUGCUUGAAACUAACUAAUAUGGAAAAUUCUUUCCAGAAUAUACUUAAAUGAAAUAUUUAGUGACAUUUUCUUUCAUUUGUCAAGCAUUAUGUAUAGUAAACAGUUAUUAUAAGAACCACAUAAAAUGUUAUUACCAGAAUAUAGGAAAAUUACUUUUAGAACAUAAAACCUGGUACGUUAAGACUGUGUGAGUUAAUGACUGAAAAAAGGGUUUUGUUAAACCUUUCUUUUCGCCAAAACAUUGCAUCCAGUGUUCACUCGAUGAGGAAAAAAUGCAUUUAUUUCAUGUGCUAAAGCAAACAAUAUUAUCUUUCAAACUACUUUUAUGUUUUAAGUUCAUUAAGCUUUAUCCGUAGUAAUUGAUCAUUCAGUAUUACAACAAUAUAGUGAGUUGAUAGGAUAUUAAAAAGUUCAAAGGUUAAAACUUUUAUAUUCUACCCGUAAAAUAAAUAUUGAAUAUGCUGGCCUAAUGUAUCAAUUUAUAUUAUUAUAUAAAAGAAUUUCAUUUUGUUUUCAGGUUAAACGCUGUUCACGUCAUUCUAGAUUUACAGGUUUUUUACAUUUCUUAAUCAAAAUCAUUCCAGAUUCAAAAUCCACUGGUAAUAUAUUUAGUUAACUUUAGUCCAAACUUUACUAAGAAAAGAGAAAAAGAUAAACAAUUAUAUUUGCUUUUCAUAUUGAAAGGAAGUACCCGAAAAAAAACUUUACAUUGUAAUAAAACAACGUAUAGAAUUAUAUGUAGGAUUUUCCAUAUAAAAAAGUAAUAGUAAAAUAUAAAACAGCCUUUCGGCAAAUUGUUUUGUCCGAAAGUGCCUAAAACAUAAGACAAAUAUAAUUUGCUAGUCAUAUUUAAGGGAAAAUAUACAUUCAAAUAGGGACUGAUUUCAUUCCUUAUAUCACCUAAGAAGUAUGAAUGGGUAACUUAGACGAGUACGUUGAGUACAGAGUUUCUUUGUACAUUUUACGAAUAGUUCCCCCGCUUUUGCUCGUCUUUGGUACAGCUGGGAAUGUUACUUCUAUAGUAAUAUUGAUGCAGCGUAAAAACCGUAUCUCUUCGACAGCGAGAUUUCUGACAGCUCUUGCCGUAUGUGAUACUUUGUCACUUUUGGUGACCGUAUCUAGAAACUGGCCGAUCGUGAUGUUUGAUGUUUCGAUUGCACAUACCUCUCCAAUUGCAUGCAAGUGUUACGGCUUUUUGGUUUAUUUUUCGUCUGAAACGUCAUCAUGGUUUAUUGUUGCCAUAACUGUCGAACGAUUUGUCUGCAUAUUCUGCCCACAUAGAACGAAACAGAUUUGUUCAUUGCAACGAUCAAACACUGUCAUCAUGUGUAUUUUCACGGCGCUUUUUCUUUUCAAUGUACAUCUUCUCUUCGGAAUGAGUAUCGGCGAAAAUAGCAAAUGUUAUCCUACGGGAGAUAUGUAUGCUGAAUUUUACUUUAAAAUAUGGCCCAUUGUAAAAAUUAGUGUAGCCAGCAUUAUCCCUUUCUUAAUCGUCUUCGUGGGGAACACUUCUAUCAUGAUUAAAAUGCGCAGGAGAGAAAGGAGUUUUAGAAACCAAAACGUGAAAAGUUCCCGUUUAAUGGUUACUCUAGUACUGUUGAACGUUGUGUUUCUCGUGUGUAUUACACCAAUGGCACUUUUCAUGUUGUUCUUAGGUAAAAGGUACCUAAAUUUAGGCGACACGCACGAGGACGCUGUCGUGCUAUUACUCUGGUCGGUCGUUAAUGUGUUGUAUUUCACAAACAAUGCUGUUAAUUUCUUACUGUACUUUCUCAGUGGCUCUAGAUUCAGAAAGGAGGUAAGAAAUCUUUGUUGCGUAAAGAGUUGGUGCCAUAGUGCUGCUACUGACAGUACUGCACAAAAGCAAACUGGAAACAAGUAACGUACCUCCAAAACCUAUCUAAAGAUAAUACGUCUACUUAGUGUUCAUACACGUUGUGUUGUUGACAGUUAAUUGCGAACUUGUCUCAUAUCAGACAACCCUCUCUUCAAUUGCCUUUGACAGUACAUAAUUACUUCUACCUCUGCGUGUCAUAAGCCUCGGUGACCGACUGCCGUUAAGGCUGUUGUGGAUUUCAAUCCCCAGAAGAGUCACAAUUUUUAAAAACUUUUUAUUAUCUUUUAUUUGAUUGUUUUUUAGCAUGUAUAUACAUUCCAAAGCCAAGGUUAAAAAAUUUAGUUGCCUGGUGGUUUAUCUUUGAAAAGAAGACUUGAGUCGGUUGCAUUUAGCCUAUGUAUGUUUUCUAAUAUAGAGUUUAUUCGAAACUUUCAAAACAUUUUGGUUGUGAAAGUAUUUCUGUAAUAUGUUAUAAUAAAUUCAUUUUAACGACAAAAUUCAUUUGAAGAUACUGCCAUCGCAAAUUGUAAUGGUUACGCGUGCGUGUUUAUUUUUAUAACAGAAAAGGACAAUCAUCUAACUACAUUAUAAGGUAUCUGUCAACAUUUACUUUGUCUAUGAAUAAUUGAUAUAAAAUAUAUUGUCUCCAAUUGGUGGUUUUGAACUACGGGUCUGGAUGAUUGGUGAAAAUUUCUCAUUAUUGGAAAAUAUCAUGUAUCUACAUAUGUGAUUUUAAUAUAUAUACAUACAGUUUUAAAGGAUUUUAAAUAUCGUUUGUUAUGGAAGGAAGACAUAAACACUUUACAGGAUUCAAUCAAUACGACCGCCGUAUAUAUUGCAAAAAAGGCGGUUUUAAACAGUCAAAACUUUUACAAAAAAAAUGACAAACGGUUCAUGAGCGAAUAAUUAGCCACAUCUGUCAGUUUUGUACAUAAUGUAAUACCUCUAGUCCUCUGUUGUUUCAAAGCACUGAAAUUUGGUUAAAAUGAUCUUUUUUGAUAUUGAAGUUUAGUCAUAUUAUGAACAUAAGAACGUGAUAUUUUGUUUCUAAACUAUUUUAAAAUGCCAAAUCCGAGUCGGGAAUUUAACCAGGGUCGCCGCGGUAAAAAACAUUUUCCUGCGGUUUGAUUUAAUCAUAUUUUAUUGCUCUUUGAUAUAUUAUUACAAUUACAAUUCAAACAUACAUAAUCAAAGGGCAAAAGGGUCGGACAACAAGUUCUGACAACAUUAGAGACUGUCCUUCCCUUAAGCUUUAGUUAGAAAAAAACGAACACAGAAAAUAACAACAUAUACACUCGAGCAAUAAUAUACUACAGAUGGCGGAUGUACAAGUGUUUAUAAGAGAAAAAAGUAAUGAAGAUGAGAGCACUUAAUCCUGAUGAAAAAAGAAAAAAAAAAGAAAAAAGAACACAGAAGAAUAAUACAAAGAAAAAAAAACUUUCGAUGUGAUGGCAGUCUCUCUGUCUGUCUGCGACUGUCACGAGAUGUUAAACGUUUAUAUAAUUUGAACAAUGGUGGAUUAAUCUAGUCAGAUAUUAGUAAGAUGUUGUUUGGUCUGUUGUUAAUAUUAUGUAUUAUUUAAACCUUUCUGUAUGUUUUAUAAACUUUUGCACUUCGUUGAAUAUCUGUGAAUUUACCUCCAUUGUUAAAUCUUCUUUACCAAAUAAUAAUGCGUUAGUAUUUAGGGGAUGAUAGGGGCGUGUGGAUGUAAAUAAUUGGUGUCUUUGAUCUCCGAAACGAUUGCAUUUAAAAAAGAAAUGCUCAGCAUCUUCAGUGCCAUAGCCACAUUCACACUGAGCUGAAUCUCUUAAAUGAUUUUUUAAAAGAUCACCAUUUAAACUACUACACCUGUUUCUAAUUCUGGCGUGAUAAACAGACAAUGUCCUUACACCAAAUAGGUAAAACAAAGGAACUUGUGGAGGUUUAAAUUUUUCUUUGAGACUUGUUUUAAAAGCGUUUAAAGUGGACGAUUCUCGAAUAUUAAUUUCUAGAUUGUUCCAAGCAGAAAUAGCAGAUGGUAUAAAUGAUUUGGAAAAUAUUUCUGUUCUUCUUGCAACUGUAACAUAAUUAUUAUCGUUUCUUAAGUUAUAAGGAGUAGUUUCUGAAACUUCAUGUGGAA
Molecule: messenger RNA, 4584 nt
Organism: Mercenaria mercenaria
Lineage: Eukaryota; Metazoa; Mollusca; Bivalvia; Venerida; Veneridae
Product: probable G-protein coupled receptor B0563.6
Exons: 2
Coding region: 1542-2510 (322 amino acids)
Biological process (GO): G protein-coupled receptor signaling pathway
Cellular component (GO): plasma membrane
Molecular function (GO): G protein-coupled receptor activity
Source: RefSeq, a predicted model, not a curated record